CUAAAAUACUCAUACGUAUAUUGUUGCCGAUCAUGUCGUGUAAAUCGUUUAGUAUAUGUGUAGUUUUAAAUAUUUUAGACGUCACGUGUCCUGGUGUAUGGAUAUGUCCCAAAGGAAUGAUAUAUCUCGAUAUUUGGUUAUUUGGGUGUAACAAUAGUACAUCAUAUGUAGAACCCAAAUUUCCUUUAGUUUUCAACGAAAAAUUUAACUUCCACAAAACCUUUGCAGAACUCUCAAACUUGAGAGACAUUCAGAAAGUUUUAGAAGAAAAAUGCAUGAGAAUAGCAUUAGUGCAAGCCUACAAAAAGAAACAGGUCACUUUAGCCACAUACAGCUCCUAUGUCGAUGAAGUAUUAUACCCUGAACGUAGCCGAUUGAGUAAAAAUGGCGAAUUGGCAUUGCUCAUGAAAAAUGAACCUUUAUUUCCGGGAACCAUUUCACCAAAAAUUACUCUGAUCACCAAGACCAGUGUGACAGAACAAAUAAACGUAAUUUCAUGUGCAAAUCAUUCCUCACCACAAUAUUUAGAAACGCCAAAUCAGCCAAACAGAAUGAAAAGAGUUCAUCACUCUAAAACCAUAAAUUCACCAUGCUCACAAAAAACAGAAAAUAGGACAAUUAACAACGAUAAAAAUAAUAAUUCAGAUACAGACACAGAUAGCCAACUAUAUUGCUUAAGAAGAAUAAAGACCAAUAAUAACAUAACGGAUUUGGAGAGUCGUUCAAAAAAAUCUUGCAAACACUGCGAAGAUGUGAAUGGAUCCAAAAUAAACGAGCAUAUAAAAGAAACCAGUGAUCGUAAAAUUAUUAAGGAGUCUUUAAAUUUGAAACAUAAAUCUUUGGAUAAUGAUGAAUGCAAAAAUACGGGAAUUACAUCAAAUAAAUUUCGUAAAAAUAUAAAAGCGAAAUUCAACGUUGGAGCACAUCACUAUAAGUGCUGUAAAUCAAAGUUAAAUAAUAGCAGCAGUACUAUUGAAUCAAUAAAUACAAGUGAUGAAGAUCCUAAAUAUGAAGAAAAAAACACGAAUAUCCCUGUAAUACUUGAGAAAUCAGACGAAGAACCAAAGAAAAUAAAUCCAAAGAUUAAAGCUCGCUUACAUUUGGAUGUGUACAGCUGCAAAUGCGGAAUGCCUGGCUGUAUGUUAAGCCCUAGCUGGAGGAAUAUAUGCAAUGAAAUAAACAGGAAAGACACCGUAGGAGAUGCAGUUAAAUAUCAAAUAUCUUUGAGAAAUUACUAUAAGAGGCUUUACGAAGAGACUACAAAUCAACUUGGUAGAAAUCUCCAACUACUCUGAUUCUCUAAUUUUCCAUAGUUUUUAACUUGAAAAAAAAAAUUUUAUGAAUUUAAUAUGUAAUAUUGUAAUGUUUUAUGUUUUAUUGUGUAAAAAAUACUAAAAUAAUUAAUAAUAGUUAUGAAAAAAAUUACUUUUAUAGAUACUAUUGAUG
Rhopalosiphum maidis (corn leaf aphid) is the source of this 1446-nucleotide messenger RNA. Its product is annotated as spermatogenesis-associated protein 6. The coding region runs from base 33 to 1295 and encodes 420 amino acids. Gene Ontology annotation, biological process: spermatogenesis. The record is from RefSeq and is a predicted model, not a curated record. NCBI's taxonomy places the organism in Eukaryota, Metazoa, Arthropoda, Insecta, Hemiptera, Aphididae. The transcript has 11 exons. Gene Ontology annotation, molecular function: myosin light chain binding.